AUGGAUCAAGAAGCGUGUAUCGGCGCAUUCGAAGAGGACGUAACCGACGAAGACGUGGAUCCGACGGCGCCGGCGAUGUCGGCCGCCAGCUACCUCCGACAGAUGCGCGCCGAACGGAAAACGGUGGCGGAAGUGGUUGCGAUCCGUCCGCCGCCGCCGCCACGUGACGACGAUUGCACGUCUCCGGAGGCAAAGAAGAAGAAGCAGUGGCUGGAGAGUGUCGGAUUUCGAACGGAGCACAAGCCGAGCAGAGAAGUGCGCUUUUAGACCGCAAAAACCGGCUUUUUCUGAAUGAAAAUGUGCGGCACGGGGUUCCGAAGACUAUCAAAUUUCCCGCCGUUUUCGCAAUUGGCUGCGUAGCGACUCAGUCGCCUUUUUUCAAUUAAAAUGUAAAACUUGGCAUGGCGCCAACCGCGUCGCAGCGCACGCGGCGCUUGUGAUUUCUGUGGAGCGCGUCUGCUAGCGUAGUCUUUGGAGCGCCGUGUGCGAAAUUGGCGAAAAAACAUCAAAUUCUCUCAAAUUUUGCAGAAGAACUUUAACUAUACAGAAGUGAAUUGAACUUUGCAGACGCCCUCCUCGCUGAUCCCUGCGGAAGAGUGGCAACGGGCGAAAUGCCGUGAGUUUGGCGAGUUCCGCGCCAAAAUCGCCGCCAGACUGGAGACGGAGCGACCGUUGAAGAUCAAGGCGCUGAGCAGUCCGGACGAGGAGCAGUGGCACGAGAUUUUGCUCGAAAAGUGCCUGCCCGAAUUCGAGAACGUCGUCGAACAAUAUGCGAAUCACACGGGAACGCCGCCCGCCAUACCCAUGGUUUUUGCGAUUCCCAAGAAACAUGUUAGUGCCAAAUUUUGAAGCUUCAGCGCUCACUGCACGUAAUCUACUAGUCUUUUAUGAAAUUUUCACGAAAAAUUGCUUGUAAACCGUCCAACAUUGACAAAUAAUUCUGUAAGCUGCUCAGCUGAAAAUUUGAAUGUUUGCAGCUGAGCCAACUAAUCGAGCACCUCGUCGAGUGGGCCGACGAAGAAGGCCUUACCCGGCCGAUCCGCGAGUGGAUCUACGCCCUCCUUCUGGUAAUCGAUCUGCCACUCGUGCAGGACGUCGUCUCCGCACUCAGAAAUCUGGCAAAAGAGUGCAAGUGAGUGGAGCAUUCAUUUUCGGAAAACAAUAGACUUUAUUGCAGAAAUCACCGCUCCCAACUGUCCGAGGAUCGUCGUUCCGAAGCCUUCGAAUUCUCGCUCUUCAUCGCCAUCAUCGGCAUUUUUUUCGGUCAAAAAGACGUGUCAGACCUUGGUUGA
Molecule: messenger RNA, 1292 nt
Organism: Caenorhabditis sp. 36 PRJEB53466
Lineage: Eukaryota; Metazoa; Nematoda; Chromadorea; Rhabditida; Rhabditidae
Source: the annotation of a GenBank genome assembly